ACGCCCAGGCCGCCCAGCCAAUAGGCGCGCGGUGGGCGGGGCUUGGUGCCCGGCUAGCGUAAGCGUUGUUUGUAGGAAGAAGAAGCCGAUUCUGGAAGCCAUUACGCUGCGCUGAUAAAGUGAGUGAAUCCCGCUGUUUUUGCGUACAUUACGCAGGUUUACCUCCGCCGGGAGGUCCUGCAGGUAUGGCCUCGGCCGCCAAGAAGAGGAAGAUGAAUUUCUCGGAGCGGGAGGUGGAGAUCAUCGUGGAGGAGAUAGAGAAGCACAAGCAGACCCUGGUGAGCCACUUCAACGCCGGAGUCACGCACAUGGCCAAGAACAACGCCUGGAUGGACAUCCUGAAGAAGGUGAACGCCGUCACCACCUGCCCCAGGGAGCUGCCCGAGGUCAAGAAGAAGUGGUCCGACAUGAAGACCGAGGUCCGCCGCAAGGUGGCCCAGGCCCGGGCCGCCAUCGAGGGCACGGCCACGGACUGCGCCCCCGUCCCGGUCAUCCUCACCGCCAUGCAGCAGCGCAUCUGCAACCUGCUGGGAGAGGCCACCAUCAUCAGCCUACCUGCCGGGGACCCGGAGGCGGAGCUCACCUUGCCGGUGACGGUGAGCGCCGCCGCCGCCGUCAGCCUGACCGAAGCUCUUCCAGGUGCCACUGAGGCGAUCUGUGAGGAAACCAAACCUCUGAACAGUGAAACCACCUACCACACCCUGGAGGAUGGCAGCAUGGUGGAGUACUGCACCACCACGGUGAGCGACGCCACUCCCACCGUGGUGGCCGCCGUCGAGGCGCCGGUGGAGAUGCUGGCCUCGGCCCUGGCCUCCCCCCCGCCUCCGCCUCCGCCGCCGCUGCAGGCCAAACCCCAGGAGCUGAAGAGCCGCAUCGCCCUGAACUCGGCCCGCCUGCUGCAGGAGCAGCGGGUCACCAACGUGCACAUCCGACAGAUCGCCCAGCACCUGGAGGGCCAGAACGAGCUGCUGCAGAUGAUGCGGCGCUGCCAGGAGGCCCAGGCGCUGGCUCAGGAGCGCCAGGCCCAGGCGCUGGAAGGGACUCAGGCCGCUCUGCUGGCGCUGGUCCAGAUGAUGCGCCCGGCGCUCAAAGACCUGAGGAAGUUCCUGCAGAGCGGCACGGAGGCGGCGGCGAGCAGCAGCUCAGCAACAGGAGCGCCAGCAGCGUCUGGAGCGCCGCCUGACGCUGCAGCAGCAGAGGAAGAGCAGAGCAGAUGUAAAAGUCCUCCUGCAGCGCCGCAGCAAACCGUGGAGGAGACGAACUCAUGAGGAGACGAACUCAUGAGGAGACACAUUAAUGAGGAGACGUCUUAAUGAGGAGACGCAUUAAUGAGGGACCGUCUGUAGGAACGGGACAAAUCACCGCCUCCAUCUCAGUCUGAAGGUGGCGCUGUCGGUCUGGUUUUACAGACUCUGGAUCUGUUGGAGACUGCAAACUGCUGCGAGCUGCAGUUCUGCAGAUACACCAGAAGGGGGCGCUGUGUCUGAACAAAUCCACUGGUUAUGGACUGAAGUGACGUUUAAAUCGGUUCUUCCCAAAGUUUGGCUCAUUAAACACAAACUGGUUACAGUGUGUUUGAAUAUAAAAUGAUUUUAUAAUAAAAGAUGAUCUUACAGCUUUGA
Messenger RNA from Fundulus heteroclitus (mummichog), 1622 nucleotides. It is a transcript of the gene naif1, whose product is annotated as nuclear apoptosis inducing factor 1. Bases 186 to 1268 code for a protein of 360 amino acids. Lineage: Eukaryota; Metazoa; Chordata; Actinopteri; Cyprinodontiformes; Fundulidae. The transcript has 3 exons. The record is from RefSeq and is a predicted model, not a curated record. Gene Ontology annotation, cellular component: nucleus.